Molecule: messenger RNA, 2673 nt
Organism: Arabidopsis thaliana (thale cress)
Lineage: Eukaryota; Viridiplantae; Streptophyta; Magnoliopsida; Brassicales; Brassicaceae
Gene: TBP1
Product: telomeric DNA binding protein 1
Exons: 10
Coding region: 369-2291 (640 amino acids)
Cellular component (GO): nucleus
Molecular function (GO): telomeric repeat DNA binding
Source: RefSeq, marked reviewed
AAAAAAUGGUGUAUUUAUUUUCUUCAAAUGGGGGUUUAAGCUUUUUUUCAGUUGUUUGGUUUUUUCUUUUUCAAAGGGUUUAAUGUCUUCUUCUUCUUCUUCUUCGUUAUUUCUAUUCUAGAAGAGAGAGAGAGAGAAAGACAAGGACGAUCGUUAAAUCUUUUUCUCUUAAAUCUUAGAAUUUCAAAGUCUCUGUAAUUUUUUUCUCUUUUCAUUUGUAUAGCACAAUUGUUCUUAAUCAGAGAUUCGUGAGAGGUAAAGGUAGCGUAAUUAUUCAGUUUGCGUGAUCUAUAAUUUAACUGGCGCCAGAUUGUGAUCCAGGAAUCGUUGGCUUGUUAGGUUGUUGUUUUGUUAUGCAUAAUUGAGAGAUGGUGGUCAAAAGGAAGUUAAAUUGUGGUGGCUCUAAUGGUUUUGAUUUCCCCAAUAUUCCCAAGGCUCCUCGUUCAAGCAGGAGGAAGGUCUCAGGUAAGAGAUCUGAUGAUGAAAGUGAGAUCUGUGCAAUUGAUUUGCUAGCUUCUCUUGCUGGAAAGUUGUUGGAAGAAAGUGAAAGUUCCUCAACGUCUACCUAUGCAUCUGAAGCUGAUAAUCUUGAUCAUUUGGGUGGACUGAUUAAGCAAGAACUUGAAGAUGGCUAUACUACUAAGCCUUGUAAAUCCGAGUUUUUCGAUCCAGGAAACCCUGCUUCAAAGUCUACUAGUGAAAAUACUAGCGUGACUUGUUUGCCAUUUUCGUCUUUCGAAAAUGAUUGCAUUUUGGAGCAAACACCGGUUUCUGAUUGUAAGAGGGCAUCUGGUUUGAAGUCCCUGGUAGGGAGCAUCACUGAGGAGACAUGUGUUGUUAAUGAGGAUGCCGGAUCUGAACAAGGUGCUAAUACUUUCAGCUUAAAGGAUCCAAGUCAAUUACAUUCGCAGUCUCCAGAAUCGGUCCUUCUGGAUGGCGAUGUGAAAUUAGCACCAUGCACGGAUCAAGUCCCUAAUGAUUCUUUUAAAGGAUAUAGGAAUCAUUCUAAGUUAGUUUGCAGAGAUGAUGACGAAAACUAUUGUAAGUAUUAUAAAUUUAGUGACAAAUGUAAGUCAUAUAGGCCUCUCUCCCGGGUUGGCAAUAGAAGAAUAAUGCAGUCGGUGAGAGCAAUCUCCAAGUUGAAGUGUUUUGAAGACACUAGAACAGAUGGUCGUUUGAAGGCUCUCUACCGCAAGAGAAAAUUAUGUUAUGGUUACAACCCAUGGAAGCGUGAGACCAUUCAUAGGAAGAGAAGAUUGUCUGACAAAGGUUUGGUCGUAAAUUAUGAUGGUGGGCUCAGUAGUGAAAGUGUUUCCAAUUCACCUGAAAAGGGAGAAUCAGAAAAUGGUGAUUUCUCUGCUGCAAAAAUAGGUCUUCUUUCGAAAGACUCCCGUGUAAAGUUCAGCAUCAAGUCCCUUAGGAUUCCGGAGCUUGUAAUUGAAGUUCCAGAAACAGCAACAGUAGGCUUACUGAAGAGGACGGUGAAGGAGGCGGUUACUGCUUUACUCGGUGGUGGAAUACGUAUUGGGGUGUUAGUCCAAGGGAAAAAAGUUAGAGAUGACAACAACACUCUAUCACAGACUGGUCUUUCGUGUAGAGAAAAUCUUGGCAACCUUGGCUUCACCUUAGAGCCUGGUUUGGAAACACUGCCUGUACCUCUUUGUUCUGAAACUCCUGUCCUUUCUCUGCCAACUGACUCUACAAAGUUGUCAGAAAGGUCCGCAGCUUCUCCAGCGUUAGAGACUGGAAUUCCUCUCCCUCCCCAAGAUGAAGAUUACUUGAUUAAUUUGGGAAAUAGUGUGGAGAACAAUGAUGAAUUAGUCCCACAUCUGAGUGACAUACCAGCUGAUGAACAACCUUCAUCAGAUUCAAGAGCGCUGGUUCCAGUUUUGGCCUUGGAAUCCGACGCUCUUGCACUUGUUCCAGUUAACGAGAAACCUAAGCGUACAGAGCUUUCACAACGCAGAACCAGGAGACCAUUCUCUGUUACAGAGGUAGAAGCUCUAGUAAGCGCAGUUGAAGAAGUUGGGACUGGAAGAUGGCGUGAUGUGAAGUUGCGUUCUUUUGAGAAUGCAAGUCAUCGAACCUAUGUGGACUUGAAGGACAAAUGGAAAACGUUGGUUCACACAGCAAGUAUAUCACCACAGCAACGAAGAGGAGAACCAGUGCCUCAAGAACUGCUAGACAGAGUCUUAGGAGCACAUAGGUACUGGACACAGCACCAAAUGAAACAGAACGGGAAACAUCAGGUGGCUACAACAAUGGUGGUUGAAGCAGGUUCGUCCAUGUAAAGAAGGAGAAUGGUAAUAACAAUAACUUUCACUUGACGACUAAGGAACCAAAGUGGGCAACUGUACAAAGGGAAACAACAAAAUACAGAAACAUACUUAAUUUCUGAAAAGAAGAGUCUAUAUUUUUAUUUUUUUUAAAUCAUAGCUGGUAGAAACAAGACGUUCCUUGACACUUUUGGUUACUUUUAUGGUAAGUCUGUUCAUUCCAAAUUUCUAAUUGAUUUGAUUAUGUAAUUUGGUGGUAGGACCAUGGAAAAAGGGGAAAUGUAAUUUUAGACAAUUCUUUUAUUUUUUUGUUCAUCAUUCCAUUCAAUCUAAUAUCUAUGGACUAUGGCAGUGACUGGUUUUCAUCAAUCUCUAAACCAUUUGACAAUACUUUGUC